GGAAGUCCUACACUUCAGAGGACUUUCUGGCGAGGCGCGUCAGACGCUCCUUAUGAGAGGAGGCGGCGGACCCUUCGCCACCAGUGAGGGACCGAGGCAGGAGGAGAAGGACGCCGAGCCGGAUGCCAGUGGGGUGAAGAGAGAGACCCCCUCCUCCUCUCCCCACCGCCGCGGGUCAGCCGAGACCGAGAGACGAUGAAGAGCCAAAUCUCCAGCGCCCUCUCCGACUUCUUCUUCGAGUAUGAGACCCCGCGCCAGGUGCUGGUGAGGAACAGGAGGGUGGGAGUGGUGUGUCGCCUGAUCCAGCUGGGGGUCCUGGCUUACAUCAUCGGGUGGGUGUUCAUCUACGAGAAGGGCUACCAGUCCACGGACACGGCGGUCAGCUCCGUCUUCAGCAAGAUGAAGGGAGUGGGCUACACCAACGUGAACGGAUCCGAGAGGGUGUGGGACGUGGCCGACUACGUCUUCCCGCCGCAGGGAGACUCGUCUUUUGUGGUGAUGACAAACUACAUCAUAACUGAAGGUCAGCAAAUGGGAAAAUGUCCAGAGCUCCACGGCAAGGCCAACUGUACCACAGACGCCGACUGUGAAGGAGGGAGUUUCAAACGUACGGGACAUGGACAAAUGACGGGAUUGUGCGUCCCUGCCACCAAGACCUGCGAGGUGUUGGCUUGGUGUCCUGUUGAGAACGAUCACAACAUACCAGACCCCCCUCGGCUGAUGUCUGCAGAGAACUACACGCUGUUCAUCAAAAACUCUGUGACUUUCCCCUUGUUCCAGGUCACAAGGAGUAACCUGGUGGAGGGGAUCGAUAACGCUUACAUCAAGAAAUGCCUUCACGAUCCAGAGAAGGCCCCGCUGUGUCCCAUAUUCAAACUGGGAGACAUCGUCAAACUGUCCGGCUUCAAGUUCGAAACAAUAGCUAAAGAGGGAGGGGCCAUAGGUAUCGUAGUCGACUGGACGUGUAACCUAGACGUGGAUAUAAAACACUGCAAACCAAAGUACAACUUCCAUGGUCUAUAUGGAAACCCCACUGAGACGGACAAAGCCAGAGCUUCGGUGGGAUACAAUUUCAGGUAUGCAAAGCAUUAUCUGGACGGCGGCGUUCAGAAGAGAACCCUUCAUAAAGUGUUUGGGAUCAGGAUUGAUAUCAUUGUGCAGUCACUGGCAAGAAAGUUUGAUAUAAUCCCAACACUGACGGCCAUAGGUUCCGGAGUGGGCAUUUUUGGAGUGGCAACCGUAGUGUGCGACUUGGUGCUGCUCUAUUUGCUACCAAAAAGAGAAUUUUACAAGAACAUGAAAUUCAAAUACACAGACACACAAGCACAGCAUGACAGCGAGUCGCUUGGUUUAGACACAAGCGUCUAUUACACCCUUGAAGCAAAUGCAAGACAAGCCCAAGACACUGACCGGUCCAACGACCCUGAUUCAGAGGCCGGGAGCUCAGAGAAUGAGGCAUCUAAAAAGUGACUUGGGAGAAAAAAAAAAAGAUUCAAAGGUGUGCUGCACUGGAACCCUGCAAGACAACACACACACUCUUACACAAAUGGACUUGGGACUGGAGAGUGCACAGUCAAAUGACACUGAUCCGCGUUCCACUCUUCUCCUCUCGACCUCCGGCGGCAUUCCUUCCCUCCAAGAGACUGUGACUCUCACUGUCGUAGCCGUAGCGUAGCUAAGCUGUGUGCUUUCUUUUGGGUGUGGUUCGUUUUUUUUUUUUUACUUUCGUCUCCACUUUAGGUGUCAUCUCCACCUUCCAAAACUGUCUUCACAUCUGUGCAGGUGAAAGAUUCUGGCACCCCAGCACUCGCGUGUGUGUGUGUUUACACAAGUCGUCCAUUACCUCUGCCGCUGUCUUUGUCAAAGCAAGAUAUACACAAGUAACGCGUGGGUGACCCGCCACUGUCGGAGUGAUUCAUCCCCGUGUGCACUUUGUGAUCGACAGCUGAAUUCAAUAAAUGAUGUAAAGUACCA
Molecule: messenger RNA, 1974 nt
Organism: Acanthopagrus latus (yellowfin seabream)
Lineage: Eukaryota; Metazoa; Chordata; Actinopteri; Spariformes; Sparidae
Gene: p2rx1
Product: purinergic receptor P2X, ligand-gated ion channel, 1
Exons: 14
Coding region: 196-1470 (424 amino acids)
Biological process (GO): response to ATP; monoatomic cation transmembrane transport
Cellular component (GO): nuclear inner membrane; plasma membrane
Molecular function (GO): extracellularly ATP-gated monoatomic cation channel activity; ATP binding; purinergic nucleotide receptor activity
Source: RefSeq, a predicted model, not a curated record